Canis lupus familiaris (dog) is the source of this 3586-nucleotide messenger RNA. RefSeq names its product solute carrier family 16 member 9 (gene SLC16A9). The transcript is spliced from 6 exons. Bases 143 to 1672 code for a protein of 509 amino acids. Gene Ontology annotation, molecular function: monocarboxylic acid transmembrane transporter activity. Lineage: Eukaryota; Metazoa; Chordata; Mammalia; Carnivora; Canidae. Gene Ontology annotation, biological process: monocarboxylic acid transport; transmembrane transport. The record is from RefSeq and is a predicted model, not a curated record.
UUUCCUGGCUGUAAGAAAACUUGACGUGAUGGUCGGGUCCUCGAGACUUGUGGAGCUCUCGUUUCAUGUAGACUCCACCAUGGAGAGAAAACAGAGGCUCGGGAAGGACCUAUAGAGGAAUACCUCACGAUCUUACCUUACGAUGGAAUUUAAAAAGUCACCUGAUGGUGGAUGGGGCUGGGUGAUUGUGCUUGUCUCCUUUUUCACUCAGUUUUUGUGUUAUGGAUCACCAUUGGCUGUUGGAGUCCUGUACAUAGAAUGGCUGGACACCUUUGGUGAAGGGAAAGGAAAAACAGCCUGGGUCGGAUCUCUUGCAAGUGGAGUUGGCUUGCUUGCAAGUCCUGUCUGCAGCCUCUGUGUCUCGUCUUUUGGAGCAAGACCUGUGACAAUCUUCAGUGGCUUCAUGGUAGCUGGAGGCUUGAUGUUGAGCAGUUUUGCUCCCAAUCUCUACUUUCUGUUUUUUUCCUAUGGUAUUGUUGUCGGACUCGGAUGUGGUUUACUGUACACGGCAACAGUGACCAUUACGUGCCAGUAUUUUGACAGCCACCGAGGCCUUGCCCUUGGCCUGAUUUCAACAGGUUCAAGUGUUGGACUUUUUAUAUAUGCUGCUCUGCAGAGGUUGCUGAUUGAGUUCUAUGGGCUGGAUGGAUGCCUGCUGAUUGUGGGUGCCUUAGCUUUAAAUAUAUUAGCCUGUGGCAGCCUGAUGAGACCCCUCGAAUCUUCUAAUUGCCCUUUGCCUGAAAAAACAGCUCUGGAAAGUAUACCAGAUCAAUACUCCAUUUACAGUGAAAAAGAAAAGGACCUGGAGGAAAACACAAACAUUCUUGGAAAGAGCUACAGUGCCGAGGAAACAUGCAAGAGCAUCUUAGCCAGUGGUGGCCGGAAACAGGAGAGUCUGCUUCAUAAAAACCCAACAAUGGCACACGCAAAAGAGGCUGAGACGUACAAAAAGAAAGUUGCAGAACAGACAUAUUUUUGCAAACAGCUUGCCAAGAGGAAGUGGCAAUUAUAUAAAAACUACUGUGGAGAAACUGUGGCUCUUUUUAAAAACAAAGUAUUUUCAGCGCUCUUCAUUGCAAUCUUUCUUUUUGACAUCGGAGGAUUCCCACCUUCGUUACUUAUGGAAGAUGUGGCAAGAAGUUCAAAUGUGAAAGAAGAAGAGCUUAUUAUGCCUCUUAUUUCCAUUAUUGGCAUUAUGACAGCAGUUGGUAAACUCCUUUUAGGAAUACUGGCUGACUUCAAGUGGAUUAAUACCUUAUAUCUUUAUGUAGCUACCUUAAUAAUCAUGGGCCUGGCCUUGUGUGCAAUUCCAUUUGCCAAAAGUUAUGUCACAUUGGCAAUACUUUCUGGGAUUCUAGGGUUUCUGACUGGUAAUUGGUCCAUCUUCCCAUAUGUGACCACAAAAACUGUGGGAAUUGAAAAAUUAGCCCAUGCUUAUGGGAUAUUAAUGUUCUUUGCUGGACUUGGAAAUAGCCUUGGACCACCAAUUGUUGGUUGGUUUUAUGACUGGACCCAGACAUACGACACUGCGUUUUAUUUCAGUGGCUUCUGCGUCCUGCUGGGAGGCUUCAUCCUGUUGCUGGCCGCCUUGCCCUCCUGGGACACAUGCAACAAGCUGCUGCCUAAGCCAGCUCCAACAACCUUUCUGUACAAAGUUUCCUCUAAUGUUUAGAGGAAUAUUGGAAGGCACUACAGACUGUUUUCUCAUAGCAAAAUUUCACUGUGGCUGAUUCUGAAUGAUUUUUUUUUUUUAACAAAUCCUAUUCUCUAUGUACUGUAUAUAUGGCUUCUAUCUCCUGUAUAUAUAUUUUUUCCCUUUUUUCUUUUUUCAAGAAGUGGGACUAUUCUGUUUUACUAUUACUUCUGAGUUCUUGAUGUUGUAAAAAUUUUGGCCCACCUCGAAAGGCUAUCUCUGUGUAAAGAGAUAUAAUUUCUCUGUAGGAUCCUUUAGUUCCACUGCAAGGCACCCAGAGGGGGGCUCUUCUAUUUUAAACCUGAAUCAGGCAGCAUGAUGAGAUACAUACGAAGGCCUCUAUGGGCCUAAAUCCGUCUCUUCUCUAUAGUAGACCUGCUAGUAUGUGAAAAUAUUUACAAAAAUGGCAUUAAGAAUUCCAGUGGAGCAAGCCGAUCUUUCUUUUUCAAAGCUAUUUUAAAUUACAGUCACUAGUUUUCACUAUUUGGUUUUAUUUACCUUGAGGCAGCACCCCAUGUUUGGACUCACUGAGUUUAAAUUGUUUCAGUUCCUAAGGUGUUUGCUGAGAGGAAGGCAGUCUCCAAGCAGGAGCACUCACCAUAGCCUUGCUUCAUGAUUGGCUGCCAUAACCAUGCUCACUUUUCUGUCAGCAUCCACUCAACUGAUGUUUCUCAGAAAGUGCUGAUUUUACCUGUUUCCAAAUUGGAAAUGUGCAAACCAUUCCGUUCUGGCAAAUGGGAAACAUCCAUCUGCUUUGGGCACAGUGGGGAUGAGUCACAAAUCCUUGCAUAACUUUUCAACAAAGCGUUUAUUUGCCACUAUCAGAUUUUACCACUAUUAAAUUUUAAUUCAAGGGCAGAACUAAAAUUGUGUGUGUGUGUGUGUGUGUGUGUGUGUGUACUCCAAGUCUGUAUGAGACAUAGAAAGAGAAUAAGGAAUGGCAAUAAGAAACUGAUACCCUGAUCCAACUUUAUUCAAUCUCAAGAUUUUGGAAGAAAAUCAAUGUUUAAUAAAUGGACAUUUUUCUAAAGAAAUAUUUUUUUAACUUUGCUAUAUGUUGGCAUCUUCUGGAUCCUUUAAAAAAAUAUAGUUGCCUGAGUACUACUCAUAGAGAUUUUAAUUCUAUAGGUCUAGGCUGUGGGCCAAGCAACAGUAUUUUUAGUGAACUCUUGAAGGAAUUUUAACAGCACAGCCAGGUGGAGAAUGGUAGUUAUAAGACUGGCAAUGGGAAAACAAUCAUUCUCUUAAAUCCUAACAAAAAAGCAGUUUAUUGAAGUGAGGAGGGUUUUAUAAAUAGCCAACUGUGGUUCUUUAAAUAGGACGCACUUUUCUUAUUGUGCCAAAAUUGUCUUUUCAUUUCUUUUGAAAUAUGUAAGAUUUUAUACUUCUAUGUUGCCUUUCUUGGAAGGCGCCUGAAGCACUUUAUAAGCAUGAAGGCCCACCACACCUCAGUGAGGUAGGUAGAUAGUGCUUUUCUAUGCAGUAAACCCGGAGUGUGGGGCAAUUUCACAACUGAGUUAACCCUACUCAAUAAUGCAAUAAUGGGACUCCAAAGUGCCUUGGACUUCUACACCGUACUCAGACUUCUGGAAAGUUUUCUGUACCUCAUUCUUUAGUGACUGUCAAGGUUAAGAAAUAAAAGAGGUGACAUUUUUAAAAAGUUAAAGUAAAUAUUUUUGUGUUGAAAGUUCCUUUGUGCCAACAUUAUAUUCAGGACAUCCUAUAACCUGAAAAAUUAGUUUAACUUUCAUGACAUCCCCACAUUCAUCAAUGUUGAUAAUUGUCCAAAUGCAUCUUCACUUUGUCUACUAAUGUCAUCCAGUGUGUGCAUUUUCCAUUGUCUAGGGAAUGAAUUUUUCAUUACAAUAAAAUAUUUCUUUGGUUUGUUUUGCA